Messenger RNA from Cladocopium goreaui, 2120 nucleotides. The record is from the annotation of a GenBank genome assembly. Lineage: Eukaryota; Dinophyceae; Suessiales; Symbiodiniaceae.
AAAGCGCUUUGGUUUGCCUCUACUCCAAGGACAAGAUGUUGUGGACACCUUUGGAUGCAGAGAAACUCUUGCUGCACAAUGACGUCCUUUCUGCUUCCAGCCCUCAAAAGUCAAGACAGGCAAUUCCAAAGCCUCCAAGGCUCGGACAUAGACAUAGCUUGGCGUUGGUGCAGAGCAAUUUCUGGGGGUGUUGCAGUCAUCAAGUGUCUCGCCCAGACUUGGAGGCAUGCUGUUUGAGCCCCCGGCUGAGCCAGCCAAGCCAGCCAAGCCAGCCCAGUCAGCCAAGUCAGCCCAGCAGGCCCAUGGCGCAAAGUUUCGAUCUGAAAAGAUUGGAGCAGAGUGCCCCGAAUCGCCACAUUUGGUCUCCUGAGUUUCUGGCUUCGAAAGAGGCACCCGUGAUGCCCAUGGCAUGUACCGGCCCAGUGCUCCCAAUUGGAGGAGCCAAACAAAUGCACGUUGAGAUGAGUGACUGCAGCUGCUGCACAGCGGUGGAGGUAUCUCGCAGGGAUACCAUGCCAUCCUUGGACGCCGUGAGCACGUUGUCCUUGAAGGGCCAUUUGCAAGAGGUAUUGGAGGCCAACGAGCAAAACCUUCCAACUGCCUUGUCAAAUGUAUUUGGAGAAGAUGGUCUAUCAGCCAUCUUUGGUCGUUCAUCUGCUGACGGUGCAAAACGAUUGCGCUGCGGGGGCUUUAACCAUGUCUUCAUGAUUGAGUUAGGUGGCAAACUUGCCAAAUGCAUCAGGCCACAUGGUGGUGCUGGCGGGGACUGCAGCGAAGUUGUGGAGUCUGAAAGGCUUCGGCAUCAUUUCCCAAGCUUGUGUCAGGAUCAGCAGGUACUUUUUCCUCAAGCAGCCUUCUUGUGCAAGGGCAUGGCAUCAACACGCUACAUUUGCGAGGUCAUGGUCUUUGACUUUCUCCCGGGAUGCCAAUCAGUUGCCGACCUGUGCCGUGACUUUGAGCGCACACACCCGUGCGGAGUGCGUCGGCAAGCUGCUUCAUGUGCAGAACACAGGGCGCUUGAGGAGGACAAGGUGAACUGUGAGCAUUUCCGAGCUCUACAGGCCUUGGUGCGACGAGCAGCCAGCCUGGGGCGGCACUUCCAACAGGUGCAUGGCCGCCGGCAUGGCGACUUCAAGGCUGACAAUAUCUUGGUGGAUCAGCAUGGAAAUCUCCUACUCUCAGACUUCCUGAGCCCGUUCUGUGCUGCCUGUGACCGAAAUGAGUUUCAGACGUCUAUCCAGAGCGGCCACCCGAUAUGUCAGGACUUGCAACAAGUUUUUGAAGAAGAAUGGCAGGCACCAGCCUGCCAGCUGUCCAAUGAGGCGGCUCAGCGAAGACAAGUUGCGUGGCUGGCAGGAGAGAUGCGCAAGCUCAGUGAGGUUUCCAGCCAACAAUCGAUCUUUGGGCCCCUCCCCGAUCUGCUGCAAAGUAUUUCGGCUUGGAGCUCACCACCCAAGAUGUCAGCACCACAAGGUGCUCUAGGUUUGGCUGAGAAGCUUCCAGCCAAUGAGAGCCCAAGCUUCAGCACCGCACUGGCGUCUCCAAUCGCAACAUCUCCGAUCACAACGAUUUCAAGCCCUAGCGGCCCUAGUUUUUCUUGGUUUGAAUCAACGAGAAGUUCUGGCACCGAAGCAUUUCACAGGACAAACAAGGCUUGGGGCCAUGCCAACACUGCUCCUUUAGCGGGAGUGGCUUCUUCGCCUGUGCCUAUGAAGGGUUUUUUCACAGAGCCCAAUUUGCUGGAACACGCGAAGCUCAUCAUUGCAGCAACACAGGAUAGUCCAGCAGCCAGCACUUGGCAAACACCAUCGUGGGCUGGGUGGUCCCUCCAUGUGCUUGAAAAGGAGCUCUCUGAGUUCUCCGACGCCCACAUGGUCGCAACCAGGCUUCGGAGAUCCUGCACCAAUCUAUGUCCAGGAGAACAGGGGCACUCAAAGAGCCAGGAGGAGUUCAGCACCAUCGCCUUUUUUCCCUUCUAACGAUUUGAUUGCCAUGCACAAAGCAAGCCUGCGCCUGGGUGAAGUGCCACAGUGAGGGCAGCCCGUCAGCCCCGAUGGGGUCUGAAGAAAUGCAGGCUCUUGCUUGGCAAUUUCGUUUGCCUUGCGAGCAGAGGAUUUGUA